UCAUGGCCGUCGAUAGCGGUGGUCUCACUUUACAAAAUUAUUUCAAUUUUUAUAUAAUUCAAACUUUAAAAUGGCCAAAUCCUAUGAUUUAACAUAUUAUUAUAAAACGAAUACAAUAUGCCAAACAAAAAAUCCGCAAAGAAGAGCAAAAAUUUAGGAGAUAUAACCCUAAAUGAUUUUGCAAACUCUUUAAUUUGUAAAAACCGACCCAAGAAAACAAAUCCUUCUUUAGUUCUUAAUAAUUUCAAAGAUGAAAAAAGUUGGGAUGAAAAAAUUGAUGAAUUCGAUGGAGAUUUUGUCAAAGAAGAAAAUGAAGAUGGCACAGUUUCAUAUGUAAUCAAAGAAACUAGACAUAGAAAAAAGACCAUAUCUCAAACCAAUGAAAUAAAUUGUGUUAAUGGAAAUGUAUACCCAAUAGAUAUUUGGUUUAUAUUAUCAGAAUAUAUAAGACCAGAGGAUGUGGGUUGUUUUGCAGGUAUUUGCAAAAGUACCUACAAUGUUGUGUCCACAGCAAAAUUUUGGUACAAUUUAUAUAAGAGAUUUUAUAUAAAUGUUCCCAACCUACCUGAAUUAUUGCAACCUGAAUGCUUGGUUAGAAAAUACAGCCUUCGCACAUCUGUAAUACGAUCGUUACAUUACAUGUAUAUACCUUUUAUAAACAGAAUGAAAAAUAUUAGUGACUCACAUCCAGAUAAAGUCACCAAAAGAGAAUGUAUAUUGAUGUGGCAUGAAAAAAAAAAGCAGAAUUGGUUUUACUACUUUAAAAUGAAAGAAAAACCAUUAUUAUCCCUACAUUCCAGACGUACUUCGGAAAUGUAUCAGCCAGAUUUAUUGGAAAUACUUGAUGAUAUUUAUGCCAACCAGGACGAAAACUGUCAAAUUUUACAGAUAACUUGCAAACAUUUCAUUCCUGUUCAACCAGUUCUGGGACUUACACUGACAUCUGUACAUUUUAGUCUUUCCUCAGGAUUUCUACAUUACAAACUGCAACUGGGGUUCAGUUCUGGAAUCCAGAGUUACACAAAGACAACAGAUGGCAGCACUGAUGUGACAGUUAUCUUGGAUCCAGUAAUCAAUGUGAAAGUGCUUGACUGGUGGCACCCUCUAUAUCCUUACUCACACAACUUGCAACAUCUAAUGAACCAGGACUAAUUUUAAGUUAUCCACUCCAAUUAACAAGAUUUAUUGUCAGUUAUGUUUUGUAUUGGCAAGAUUUUUAUAGCUUCAUACCACAACAAAUAUCCAAAUAGAAUACCUACUUAUUUUUUAUAUUUGUUUUUAACAUGA
Brassicogethes aeneus is the source of this 1287-nucleotide messenger RNA. The record is from the annotation of a GenBank genome assembly. Lineage: Eukaryota; Metazoa; Arthropoda; Insecta; Coleoptera; Nitidulidae.